AUUUAAUAGUAAGCGUAGGCAUUUAUAUAGAUUGAGUGUUUAAGACGAUAUAGUUCUUGUUGUUCUUGGUGGUUGGUAAUGAUGAUGACGACGAAGAUGAUCGCAAAAUGAAUAUAUACAUGCAUAGUAUGAAAUGUAUUGUGCAUCAUUCAAGGUUUUUGUGCUAUGUAUAUAGGAUUACAUGUAUUCUCCACCCCCCUCCUAGUAAUCAUUAUUACAAACUUUGGUAUCCAUGUGUGUGUUUUUUUUGUUGGUGAUAAUCUAUGGGGUUAUUUUUGUUCGUUUAAUCACAGGUAUUUUUCUGUACUAAAAGCAAAGGAUAUGGAGUAAAGGUUUUAUUAUAAACAUAAUGAUUUCACUAAUAUUCAUUGACUGUGUUAAUGAAAACGGUUGGUAAAUCAACUCAAGAUACACAAUUAUUAUCACACACACACACACAAACACAAACACAGAGAUACGUUUACUCAAAGGGACAUGGAUACUAGUUACUCAAGUAUUUUUUCUGAUUUUGAUUUAAUCUAAUCAAUACUACUAAUAUAACUAUAAGUAAUAUAUUAUAACUCACAGGAUAUACAAGUUAUAUAUAAAAGAUCUGAUUAAGAACUUGAUUGGAUUUAUAUUGAAAUGAAUUCAAAUGGAUGACAUACAUGACAUCAAAAUGUUAAGAUAAAAGAUUUAUUGAAGAAAGUUAAAUGGCUAUACCAGUUACAUUCCAAUCAUUACAUGAAACAACUAAUUCAGGAUUAAUGAUACAUUCAUGUGAUAUACAUGAUACAUUUGAUGCUCAUAUUCCAUCAAUACCCUCUAAUCAUCAUUAUUAUCAUGAUGUAGGACAUAUUGAUGGAUCAGAUAGUAUGAAUACAAAUGGGUUAUUUCCUGAAUGGUCUUUGAAAUUAUCAUCUAAACAAGAUGUUUACGUGAAAAGUAACUCCGAAGAUACAACAAACUAUACUGAUCCUCUAUUUCUUGGUACAAACUUAGAGCUUAACUAUCCUAAACUUUCUUAUUCUACAGAAUGUAAUUCAGAACAAGAAACCAGCUCAUCUUUAUUACCUGAUUGUUUAUCUAAAGGUUUAAGUGAGUUAGUUAAUAAACUAAAUAAUGAUAAUACAGAUCAUGGUAUACAUAAUCAAUCUGAAUGUUAUGAAUCUAAUGAAUUAUCCAAUUGUCUAACUACCAUUCCUUCAACAUUGAAUAUUUUUACAUCAUUUAGUAAUUCUGAAGUAAACAAUAAAGUAAACUCCUUGAAUUCAUCUAACUGUUAUUCUAGUCUAAGUCAUAGAUCUCAUUCCGAUCAUUUAUAUAGUCCAAUAUUAACAAAAUACAAUGAUCAUACAUCAAGUCAUUCAUCAAAUCUCACCAAUGAAUCAUUGAAUAUAUCAAAAAUGUUUAAUUUAGAUCAUUAUGAAACAAUGAAACCAUCAUUUAAUGAUAAAGAUUUGAUUCAUGAAAGAACUCUUCAGCUACAGACAUCAUUUGAAAAAGUGAAAAAUUUCACAACUAACAAAAAACUUUUACAUAAUGAUGAAUAUACAGAACCUUCAAUUAGUUUAUCAGCUGAAGAGAUUGUUAAAAAGCAUAUUAUCAAUUCUUAUACAAAUAAAAAUGAUGAACAAGAUAAAAGUGUUUCGUCUUUGAAUUAUCCAUCCUCUUCAAUUGUUUCAUAUGAUCAUCUUACAACCACUCUAUUGAAUCAUACAUCAUGGAUUCAUAAAGAUGAACAUUUGAAAGGUAUUCAUCAUGAUAUUUCUUCUUCUUCUACUUCUUCUUCUAGUUUUAAAAGAAAUCAAUCAUUAUCCACUAUGAAACAAUCACGUUUAAAACGUAAAAUUGAUGAUCCUUAUUCAUCUUAUACAAUUAAUCAUGGAACUAAAGACCCCUGUCGACAAUUUUCAGAUAUGAAUCAUAAUGUUAUUCAAGAAGGUAAACAUAGUAUUACUGAUACUACUAUUAAACCAUAUACAUUACAUAAUACUACUCAUAAUAAUGGAUUACAAUCUAUCCAUGAAUCAUAUUUUAUAGAUUUUACUCAUGAUCAUCCAUUGAAUCAAUCAGAUCAUUUAUGUAUUAAAGAAAUUGAACAAAAAAUUAAAUGUUCAUUACCAUGUUGUUUACCAUAUUUAAAUGAGAUGACAUAUAAUACACCAAUGAAUUGUAUAGAGACCCCUUCUAUCAUCAAUAAUCAAUCAUCUUAUCUAUCACAUAGAUCUAUUCCAUUAGAUGAUUGGGAUAAAACAAUCGAAAAAUCAACAUUGAAUUAUGAUAUAUCAUCUUCAUCUAUGAAUCAUUUAGAUAGAAAUGAAUCUAAUCAUAAUAAUGAUUAUGCAAUAUAUACUACUCAUGAACCAUUGAAUUUCACUCCUUCAUUUGAUUAUUAUAUUCAUCCAAUGGCACAGAGAUAUUCAUCAACCUGUUCAAAUGAUGAAUAUCAUAAUAGUAAUAAUAGUAAUUGUGAUAAUAAAUCGAUUAUAAGUAGUACUUUUAAUCAAGAAUCCCAACAAACAUGCCAUAGAAAUAAUACUACUACUACUAAUAAUAAUAAUAGUAGUAGUACAUUAGAUUAUUUAAAUAUCAAUCCUUUAACUUAUUUCUCAUCUAAUCUAUUUCCUUCAACAGAUAUAAAUGAUAAAUUUAAAAUGAACUCUUCUCAUUUAACAGCUAAACAAGCUUUUCUUAUCAGAAAUUAUCUCCAUGGUGAUAAUCAUAAAAAUUUUACAAAAAUUACUCAGAUUCAUGAUGAAUUAUUUAAUAUGAGUAAUAUAAGUAGUAGUAGUAGUAGUACAAUCAUGACAACAAAUGAAGAUACUACUACUACUACUACUACUACUCAUACUACUAAUAAUGAUCCAUCCAUUCAUUCAAUAUUGAAUAAUGAAACUAUACUACCUAUUGAACAUAAUAGUAAUAAUAAUACUAUGAAUACUAAUAAUAGUAAUAUUACUAAUAGUAAUGGUAAUAGUAAUAAUAUGAAUAAUGAUUUGUGCCUGAAUGAGUUUGAUAAUUUCCUACACUUGACACCGUCAAAUUGUAAUUGUAUUAUAGAUUGUAAAGGUGAUGAUGAUGAUGAUGAUGGCAAUGGUGACUAUUACGUAACAAUCAAAGAUAAUAAUAAUAAUAAUAAUACAUUGAAUGAUUACAAUGAUAAUACUAAUAAAUUAUUCCAGAAAAAAUUCCCCCCAAAAUCUUCCUUAUAUAGUCCAUUAGAUAUAGAGAAUAAAAAUAGUUGCUAUGGUGAUAAGUCGACAACAACAACAACCAUAUUAUGUAAUAAAUUAAAUUAUAAUAAUUAUAAUGAUACCAUUUUAUUAAAUAAUAAUAAAUCCAAUACAAUAAUACAUAAUAUAGAUUCAUAUCAUUGUUUGAAUGGAAUAGAAUCAUUGAAUGAAAAGCAUAUUAAAUUAUAUAAUGAACAUAAUAAAUGUUUAAGUCCAUCAUUAUUUUCAUCGUCAUCGUCAUCAUCACAUUCAUCAUCACAUUCAGCACCUUCAUAUUUAACUGGUAAUCAUUCGACACCAACACCAAUCUCAUCAAUACCAUCGACAUCAUCGUCGACAUCGUCAUCAUCUACAUUGUCGUUAUCAUCAACAUCGACACCAUCAAUAAUAUCAACAAAAGUAUCUAAUUAUAAUUUAAAUGAUUUAAAUUCUAUAACAAUUAAUGAAAUAGAUUGUCAUCAAUUAUGUUUAGUAUGUGGUGAUAAUGCAGCAUGUCAACAUUAUGGUGUAAGAACAUGUGAAGGAUGUAAAGGUUUCUUUAAAAGGACAAUUCAAAAAAAUGCACAAUAUGUAUGUCUUCAAGCUAAAAAUUGUGUAGUCGAUAAACGUCGACGUAAUCGUUGUCAAUAUUGUCGAUUUCAAAAAUGUUUAAAAGUUGGAAUGGUUAAAGAAGUCGUUCGUCGUGACAGCCUUAAAGGUCGUCGUGGUCGAUUAUCAUCUAAAGCACGUUGUCAAUUAAAUGAACAUGGUGGAUUAGCCAAUUGUUACAGUGAUGGUAGUAUCAAUAAAAAUCUAUUACCUUUACAUAGUUUUCUUCAUAAACGAAAUAGUAUUUCACCAAACUAUACAUCUAUCAAUGGUAAACGUUACUCAGGUUCUAACAUACAAUUAAAUAAUUCAAACAGAACAAAUUCUUGUACUGUAAAUUCAACUGUUACACUUUUAUCAAUGUUAAGCAGAGCAUAUGAAAUGGUCGGACCAAGAAUUCAUCCUGUCAUAGUUAAUCAUGAUAAUAGUUUCAUUCAAAGUCAUGAAUGCUCCAAAAAACAUGAUGUAUCAAAUGGGGAAGUAGGGGAUUCUUUACAAAAUUCACCAGAUGAUACUAAAAAUGAGACGUCGAUACAUUGAAAUCUAUGAACGCAAGUAAAAGUAUUAAUGUUUUACAAUACAUUAUCCACCAAAUGUACUCUGUGACGAACAGGUUGUUACAGUGAACCUAUUCAAUAACCGGUAUUCUUGAAGAUAUCUGAAGUUGGAAAGUUGUACAGAUUCUGAUCUUGUUUUGUCUUUGUAAAAGAGACUUGUUGAAACACCUGAUGCUCAGAAUUUUAUAUUGUACCAAUGAUAUAAUCCUAAAUAAAACCAUUAAUAGUAGUAGUAAUAUCAUUCUUCUAAAACUUAUGUCUUCUUUUCUUGUAUUUCUCUUUUAUUUAUCAAAUUAGAUUGAUGAACAAUAUACAACGAAAUUUUGUUCAAUUCUAGAAGAAUCAAUGAAUGAAUUAAAACAUUAUGCUGAAUUAGUUCCAGGAUUUAUGAAUUUAUCAAUGAAUGAUCGUGAAAUUAUGUUAAAUUUACAUUUCUUGGAUUUAUUAAGUUUUCGUUUAGCAUGGAGAGUUGCUAUGGAAACAGAAGUAACUACCCAUUUAAAUUAUGCACCGACCUUAUUUAUCGAAAAUCAUUCCGAUAGUUGUACAAAAUUAAAUCAAAUCAUUCAUGACAAUACUUUAAUAGAUAAAACACAUGAAAUCUCUUCAUCUAUGAAGAUGACACCUUUAACAACAAUAACAACAAUGGUAACAACAACAUCCACCAUGACCAAAACAGACACAUCAUCUAAUUAUGAAAAUAUUUAUGCUUCAACUAUAAACAAUUGGAAUCCACAAAAUCAUUCAGAAAUUGAGUGUUAUAAAACAAACUACUUAUUAAAUAACAGUAGUAGUAAAAAUAAUCAGAAACAAAUAAAAUUCGUUUUUGAAAAUGGUAAAUCUAUGUCUUAUUAUGAAUUAUUAAAAUCUGGUUUUGGUAAUUGGGCUAAUCAAAUUCAACAACUUAGUAAUCAAUUAAAAUUAUUAAUACAAGAUGAUUAUAAUGCAAUUUGGGGUUUAGCUGCGUUAAUUCUAGUUAAUUAUAAAUCAAUCAAUUAUCUCACUCCAUUGACAAAUUCUAGUGAAGUCUAUUCAUUACAUCAUAGAUUUGUUGAAAUGUUAAAAAGUCAUUGUUGUUCAUCAACUCAACAUAUAAAUUUAACAACAAAUACACAAUCAUCCUUACUAGUUGAUUCAACUCAUACUACUAACAAUAUAAUUAGUAGUACUAAUAAUAAUUCAUCUAGAAAAAUCAAUAAACUUAUACCAAAUGAUCAUAUAACAUCCACUUCAUUAUUACGUAAUGAUUCAACUUAUUUCUCAAAAGUAUUUCAACAAAAAGAUGUAAUACAUGAAAUGACACGGGAAUAUUUAAUUCAACCAUUACAACGUUUAUAUGAAAUGGAUCCAAAUACAUAUAUAUGGUUAAAAGAUAUUAUAGAAAUAAUGAAAUUAUCAGACUAAAUAGAGAUACUACUAUUAUUACUACUACUAUUAUUAUUAUUAUUAUUAUUGAUGUAAAUUGGUUAUAUGCAUGAUCCAUAAAGAAAGAAUUGACAGGAUCCAGAUCAUUCUAUUUGAUCAAUAAUGAUCAUAUUCUACAAGAUGGAGCAAAAACAGAAAGAAAAAAUACAGAUAGUUACAAUUCACAAUUAUCUUCUUAUAGAUUAUUGAUUUCCCAC
Schistosoma rodhaini is the source of this 5982-nucleotide messenger RNA. NCBI's taxonomy places the organism in Eukaryota, Metazoa, Platyhelminthes, Trematoda, Strigeidida, Schistosomatidae. The record is from the annotation of a GenBank genome assembly.